Molecule: messenger RNA, 829 nt
Organism: Daucus carota subsp. sativus
Lineage: Eukaryota; Viridiplantae; Streptophyta; Magnoliopsida; Apiales; Apiaceae
Exons: 4
Coding region: 4-624 (206 amino acids)
Source: RefSeq, a predicted model, not a curated record
CCAAUGAAUUUGAAGAAGGAAUCGUCUGAGCGGCUCUGGAAAAUGACUCGUAAUGCCAUGUUCAAGGAGAAUAUGGAUGUAGGGAUGAAGACAAUGUUUCAUCUGCAUAACCGCGUAUAUGCUGUGAAGGACUUUGACAUGUUCAUCUUUCCAAUCCAUGACUCUUCACAUCAAUAUAUAAUUUCAAACAACAUGAAGAAGCCGAUGUGGGAUAUAAUAGACAACCGAGUGCCAAUUGCAGGCUUCAAUGGCUUUAAACGAAUGUAUGGCGACCUGCCUUAUCGUCUGCAUGAAUGCUUCUGCGAGUGGAUUUCCAUGUACAAGCUACCUAAGGAGAGUGAAAUUGUGAAGCUAAGCCCGAGAGUGGUGAGGAUGGGUUGGCAAACAAAAGAAAACUCUGUAGAUCGCAGUAUAUUUGUCAUGCGAGUUAUGGAGACGUAUAUGGGGACUCUGCUCGGAUGGACCACCGGCCUAAGGACAGAGAACGACAAUCAGAAGAGCUUGCUGAACAAGUUGCGCGUGGUGUACGGACAUAAAAUCCUAACCUGGGAGCACAACAGUAAAAGGGAAUAUGUGAUGGGAGGGGCGACAUACUUGAACAAGGGAAAGAAAAUUGCAGAAUAGUUUUUUUUUUUUGGUAUUUUCUUUAUUGUUGAGAGAGGGAUAUUGUUUAAGGUUGACUUCAUUUGAUCUCUGUGAACUUUAAAGCAAAACGCUUUGUGGCAAAAUACUUUAGUCUUGCUAAGCUCUGCCAUUUCAAAUUAUGUUGUCGUUUGCUAUGUUUAAUAAAAGCUCUACGCGUUAUUGCAGUAGUAUUCUAUGGCUGAAA